Messenger RNA from Annulohypoxylon truncatum, 2823 nucleotides. RefSeq names its product Vps53-like protein. NCBI's taxonomy places the organism in Eukaryota, Fungi, Ascomycota, Sordariomycetes, Xylariales, Hypoxylaceae. Gene Ontology annotation, cellular component: GARP complex. Gene Ontology annotation, biological process: retrograde transport, endosome to Golgi. The transcript has 2 exons. The coding region runs from base 119 to 2677 and encodes 852 amino acids. The record is from RefSeq and is a predicted model, not a curated record.
UUCAUCAUUCUGUCUUAGAUUCUUAGCUCCCAAUUCUCCCAAUUAAAUGAUGACAGCUAAGCCUGGAACCUCUGAACGACCCGAUGCUACGGUAUAACAUUGCUUCGUGCUGCUUAAGAUGAACGGCCUCGCAUCUGAGCCGCCGUCCUUAGAUGAUGCCUACUAUGACCCAAUCCAGCAUCUUAAUCUUCUCUUCGCUCAUCCCUCAACCGUAUCCUCCAUAAGUCGCGUAUCUUCGACCCUACAAUCCCAGCACAAUGACCUCUCCGCCGAGAUCUCGAGCCUCCAGACGGCUCAGGCCUACGGGCCCGACUCUUCCCUCGAACGCAUGCAAUCCGCCCAGGCCGAGCUAGCAGGUCUCUUUAAGAAGAUCGAGACUGUGCGCUCGCGCGCUAUCCAGACCGAGCAGAAUAUCACGUCUAUGACUGCCGACAUUAAGCGACUAGAUGGCACGAAGCGGAAUCUGACGCUCUCUAUGACGGCCCUGAAGCGCCUGCAGAUGUUGACCACGGCGUAUGAGCAACUUAGGGGCCUAGCUAAGACGAGACAGUACAGGGAAUGUGCGAGUUUGCUACAGGCGGUGCUACAGCUUAUGCGCCACUUCAACAGCUACAGAAGCAUUGACCAAAUCGCCACGCUCAGCCGAGGUGUAGGCGAGCUGCAGAGGGAAUUGCUAGAACAAGUAUGCGAGGAUUUCGAAAUAGCAUUCGCCAAAGGGGAAGUUAGCUCUAGGAAGGCAACGCUGGUCGAGGCUUGUGGAGUCAUGGAUGCGCUCGGGGAGAAUGCGCGGGCGAGAUUGGUAGCGUGGUACGUAAACACCGAACUGAGGGAAUACCGCCAGGUUUUCAGGGGCAACGACGAGGCUGGCAGUUUGGACAAUAUCGGGAGACGAUAUGCUUGGUUCAAGAGGAUGGUGAAGGGUCACGAGGAAGAACACGCCGGCAUCUUCCCGCCGCAUUGGAGGGUUGGCGAGACGCUCGCCAUGGCCUUUUGCGACGGUACGAGAGACGACUACAAGGGCAUAUUGGAGAAGAGCAUGAGGAGUAUGGGCGGCGCUAAGAUCGACGUUAAUCUAUUGCUGGGUUGUCUUCAAGAGACUAUGGACUUUGAACAGACUCUCGAGCGAAGGUUUUCUAACGAGCCGAGGGCGAGUAUUGAUACACUUAGUUCGGCGGAUGAGAGGACACAAAGCUUCAAUGGGUCGAUAUCUGUCGCGUUUGAACCAUACCUAAGCCUAUGGGUAGAGUCUCAAGAUAAGGCACUGGCAGCUAUGAUGCCGAAAUACAAAACCCAACCAUUGCUACCUCCCGACGAAGAAUUUUCUACGCAAGCCGUCAUCAGCUCUGCAAUCGAGCUCUUCCACUUCUACAAACUCACCUUAUCUCAGUGCGCUAAGCUUUCGACAAGCGAACGAUUAUUGGACUUGGCGAAGAUAUUAGCUAAGUACCUUGAUGAGUACGCACAACAGGUGCUACUGGCGAUCCUGCAGAGACCUGCACAGACAGGGGCGUCGCUCAAUGAUAUCAUUCUGGUCUUAAAUACCGCGGAUUUCUGGCAUGCCAAUACGGGACAGCUGGAAGAGAAUAUCAGGAAACGCAUCGACAACGAGCUCGUGUCGAAAGUCGACCUAUCGUCACAAGCCGAUGCGUUCUUGGGUGUAGCUAGCGCCGCAGUUAUAGCCUUGGUUAACAAAGUCGAGGCAGAUUGCGAAGGUGCUUGGCGCGAGAUGAAGAACACGAAUUGGAGCAAGAUGGAGAGCGUGGGCGAUCAGAGCUCUUACGUCGGUGAGCUAGUCACUCACAUCAACUCAAAGGCAGAGGAAGUUCUUGCACUCGUGGUCAAGCAGCAAUACGCCCGUGCUUUUGCCGACAAGCUAGUGGAGCAUCUAGCAAAUAUAUACAUCAAUACCAUCGUCCAAUGUAGACCCAUUUCUGAAGUCGGCGCCGAACAAAUGCUACUAGACAAAUACGUUCUAACAAAAGCCCUCGAAAACUUACUCUCGCACCAUAAUCCAUCUACCACGCAACCGCCACAACCAUACGUUCCCCCGGCAGGCUUCGUCAAGCGCGUCAACGCAACAAUGACACGCAUCGAUCCCCUGCUGAAAACCUUACAAGUGCGGCCGAGCCCGCCCGAGGGCCUCGUCCAAGCGUACCUGAUCCACAUCGCCGACCGCUCCGACACCAACUUCCGCAAGGUGCUCGAGCUCAAGGGCAUCCGCAAGCAGGACCAGGGCCACCUCAUAGAGCUCUUCGGCAUCCACCGCGACGGGCCCAGCGCGGGCUCCAAGCUCGCCGCGCAGAGCCCGCUGCUCACGCCGCUCAUGACGGCGCCCGGGCUCGGCGGCGUCGGCGUCGGCGUCGGGUCGGGCAACUUGAACCUCAUGAGCAUCGACCGCCCCGCCGCGGCGCUGUCGACGGCGGCCCAGAGGUUCGACGCCGCGAGCCUUGGCGAGAAGCUGUUAAAUGCGGCUCGCGACGGGGUUGAGAGGAUUGGGACGCCGGCUUCGCACGAGGAGGGCGGCGCGGGUGGCAGUGGGAGCGGCAGCGGUGGGGCGGGGAAUAAUGCGGCGAGUAUUAAUGAGAAUUUGAAGAAUUUUGGGAAGUUCUUCAGACGGGAUAUAGGGGGGCUUGGCGCGAGGUUUGCGAAGAGGGAUGGGAGUGCUGAUGAGCAUUAGCUAGGUAGGUACGUAUGAGGAUGGCUGUGGAGAGUACGUCAGAUGGGGGUUUGGAAGGGAAGGGACGUGUCUAUUGAAAUUCGUUGUUAUUAUGCUGUAGGCGAAUUAUGAUGAGACUUAUGAUGUUCGAUUUUGCUUGAUUGAUG